Messenger RNA from Diaporthe batatas, 7443 nucleotides. RefSeq lists its product as uncharacterized. The record is from RefSeq and is a predicted model, not a curated record. Gene Ontology annotation, molecular function: fatty acid synthase activity; 3-oxoacyl-[acyl-carrier-protein] synthase activity; phosphopantetheine binding. Gene Ontology annotation, biological process: secondary metabolite biosynthetic process; fatty acid biosynthetic process. Bases 1 to 7443 code for a protein of 2480 amino acids. Lineage: Eukaryota; Fungi; Ascomycota; Sordariomycetes; Diaporthales; Diaporthaceae. The transcript has 4 exons.
AUGCCUCCCGAGCCAAUCGCCCUCGUUGGUAGCGGUUGCCGAUUCGCGGGCGAUGCGACUUCACCUUCUAAACUGUGGGAAGUCCUAGCGGACCCCGUUGAUCUUUCGCGACCGGUACCCGCGAACAGGUUCUCUUCGACAGGUUUCUUCCACAAAGACCCAGAGUAUAAUGGCACAACGAAUUCUCCUUAUGGGUACUGGCUGAGUCAGGACGUGGACAAGUUUGACGCCGCCUUCUUCAACAUUUCCAAGAGAGAGGCCGAGUCCAUGGAUCCCCAGCAACGACUCCUUCUUGAGGUCGUGUACGAGGCCCUUGAGUCCGCUGGGUACAGUUUGAAGACGAUGGCCGGUCGCAACGUUGGGGUCUACACCGGUGUCAUGACAACGGACUACAGGUCUCUCUCCGAGAGGGAUGAACUGAACGCGUCGCAAUAUGCGGCCACCGGCAACGCGAGCUCCAUCGUCGCCAACCGAAUUUCGUACUUUUACAAUUUUAACGGCCCGUCCAUGACCAUCGAUACGGCGUGUUCGUCAAGCUUAGUUGCUCUGCACCAAGCCGUGCUGGGCCUCCGCUCAGGAGAGACAUCCAUGGCCUGUGUCGCCGGCGCCAACCUGAUGCUUACCCCAGAGCAGUUUAUCUCUGAGUCUGACCUGCACAUGCUAAGCCCCACAGGUCAUUGCCGGAUGUGGGAUUCAAAGGCUGAUGGGUACGCGAGAGGCGAGGGAGUGGUCACCAUCCUCAUCAAGACGCUCACCCGUGCUCUCGCCGAUGGCGAUAGCAUCCAAGCUAUCAUUCGUCACACCGGAGUGAACUCGGACGGAAGGACACAGGGCCUCACAGUGCCAAGCUCAGUAGCACAAUCUGCACUGAUCCAGCAGACAUAUGAGAAGUCGGGUCUGGAUCCUCGAAACCCAAAUCAUCGGCCGCAGUAUUUUGAGGCCCACGGAACCGGAACUCCUGCGGGUGAUCCAAGAGAGGCUCGUGCGAUUGCUGAAGCCUUCUUCGGUGAAGGCGAAGAUCACAUGUCACUGUCAACAAUGUCACAUGACGCCAAAUUGUUCGUUGGCUCAGUGAAGACAGUCAUCGGGCACACCGAGGGCGCAGCAGGACUUGCCGGAAUUCUUAAAGUCGUUCUCGCGAUGCAGAACGAUUCAAUCCCAGGGAAUAUGCACUUCGAAUCCUUGAAUCCAGGUGUGCUUCCCUUCUAUCGCAACCUACAAGUCCCCACCCAGAUACUCGACUGGCCAUCCCCUCCAGAAGGACAGCCCAUGAGAGCGAGCGUGAAUUCUUUCGGUUUCGGAGGCACGAACGGGCAUGCUAUUGUUGAGAAGUAUCUACCAGAAAUUCACGACAACGAGGUCCUAAUAGCCUCACCCACAGCCGACUACCUCUCGUCUCUGAAUAUCCCCACGACUGGCUGGUCUGAGAAUAAGGGAGUUUCAUUACCUCUCUUGAUUACAGCUGCAUCAGAGGAGUCCUUUAUUUCAACUCUCAAGAACCUUGCGUCAUACAUUCGAGAGAACCCACAUUUGACUACUCAAGAGCUGGCCUGGCAUCUCUAUAGUCGCCGUACAGCGCACGGUCUGAAGGUGUUUGUGGUCUCGGGACCUGGGAAGGUGACCCUAUUGAUGCCAACCCUGCGAGCGUUGAUUGAACGGGCAAAUAAAACCUCUCUCAUCCAGAGUGGUACUGUCAUCCGAUCCAAGAAGACCUCGAAUACUCCACGCAUACUUGGAGUCUUCACAGGACAGGGAGCACAAUACACUGCUAUGUCAAAAGGCCUUCUCUUCACAAGCGCGGUCUACCUUGACACCAUUAGGAGGCUCGACAGCAUUCUGCAGAACGACUGCCCUGACCCUCCAGAGUGGACUCUGGAGGAGAAAAUCAAGUCAGAAGGCGGCGGCCCAGGCGUGAGCACGGCUGCUUUAGCCCAACCCCUGUGUACCGCGGUUCAGAUUGCCUUGGUGGAACUGCUCGCCAGCAUCAAUGUAUCUUUCAGCUGUGUUGUCGGACACUCUUCUGGAGAAAUUGCAGCUGCUUUCGCGGCUCAACGAUUGUCAAUGCGCGACGCCAUAUUGAUUGCCUAUUAUCGGGGCCGGUUUGCAUACCUGGCUUCAGGGAAUGGUGGGAGAAAUGGAGGCAUGAUGGCAUGUGAAAUGUCAAAGCAACAGGCCGAGCACUUUUGCUCCUUGCCUGAGUAUCACGGCCGUAUUGGCGUUGCGGCGAGCAACUCUCCUAGCCUGGUCACCUUAUCUGGAGAUUUCGACACCAUUACUGCUGCAUCUCAAGUGCUAAAGACUGAGGGGAGAUUGGCAACAAUUUUGAAAGUGGACACAGCAUACCACUCAUUUCAUAUGGUCCAUUCGGUCCAAGAAUACUCCAAGGCCUUAUCACAGUGCGGCAUCCAGGCUCGCCCGCUCCAAGGUGAUGCCCCGCCCACGUGGGUCUCGAGCGUUCACGGCCAGCUGGUUGACAUUCCUGCUGAAGACUUGGCAAUCGAUUACUGGAGGGACAACAUGCUAAGGCCUGUCCUUUUUCAUGAGGCACUUGGAGCAGCCCUGAGUGGCUUUGGGCCGUUUGACUGCGCAAUCGAGGUCGGACCUCAUCCCCAACUGAAGGCCCCGGCCAUGGAGACCAUCAAGAGUUACAUGACCGCUGAGCUGCCUUAUUACGGACUACUCCAUAGGGGCAAGCAUGCGGAGAUUGCAUUCGCCGAAUUCCUUGGGUCCAUGUGCAUCACCUUUGACAACGCUGCUGUAAACAUCCGCAGCUUUGUCCAGCAAUCCUCUCAACCUGAUCUCGUCAACUCGCGCCUUGUCGGUGCGCCGACAUAUGCUUGGGACCACACGCAGGCGUACUGGAGAGAAUCCCGGCUAUCAUCCCAGUACCAUUUCCGAGAUCAACCACCACAUGAGCUUCUCGGUGUACGCACUCGCGACGAUAACCAAUUUCAAAUGCGGUGGCGAAAUAUCCUCAAGGUUGAGCAGAUCCCGUGGGUAGAAGGGCACAAGUUCCAAGGCCAAGCACUGCUCCCAGCGUCAGCGUACUGCAUUAUGGCACUCGAUGCAGCCAGAAUUGCUCUGAAUGGACGCCGUGCAUCGGUUAUUGAGCUGCAGGAAAUGAAAUUCCUCAGCGGUAUUACCUUGGAAGCUGGUUCUCUCGGGGUGGAAGUAUUGUUCACUCUUUCCAUCCUGCCUGCACAACAGUCUCAGCCGGAUGGCACAAAUACCAUCCAAGCUGAUAUCACACUGACCUCAGUUCCUGUCACCUCAUCCAAACCCAGCCCAAUGAAGAAGAACUUCGAAGGAAGGAUCGUCAUCAUCCUCGAUGAUCCCUCUCCAUAUUCCCUACCUCCUCGAUUCUCUGGCCCUCUCGCAGAGACUGCGCCCGUAAACAUAGGUGCAUUCUACCACAUGAUGGAAGGUAUUGGACUGUCGUACACAGGUCCUUUCCAGGCACUCGAAUCCAUUGAUCGGCGUCUCAACUACGCGAGAGGAACUCUCGGCAAGGUCCACCUGUCAGAUACGACACGUCUGGACAUGAGCCCAGCGUUUCUCGAUAGUUGUUUCCAGGCCACCUUUGCAACAUUUUCGUCGCCCGGUGACAGGGCCCUUUGGACAUCUUUCCUUCCCACGAAGAUCGGCAGAAUGCGUUUCAACUUGGCUUUGUAUGGCGGUCAGCGUUCUUCGGAAAAGAUGACCGUGGAAUGUGAGCUCACCAAGUUCGACCAUUACUCCUUUGGCUCUCCAGCCACCAUCACCGCCGACCUAUACAUCUACAGCGACAUCGGACAGACGGCGGUACAGCUUGAGGACCUGGUCGUCUCCUCUUUCUCCUCAGCGAAGCCCCAAGAUGACUACGAGUUGUACCUGCACACAGUCAUAGACUUGGACCCUGAGUAUGGAAUUGCCACCUGGCGUGACCAGCCCAAGUUUGUUCGCAAACACAUCAAGGAGAGCUGUGAUCUUGUCGCCCAGUUUUACAUCAAGGAGUCGACGAGUAUUUCGUCGCCCGACACGCCACCGAAUUCGCCCCGAAGUAGCUCACCCGCGACCGAUGCAAGCAAAGGCUCCAUUGAAAACGAGCAAGACAUGGAAAUAUUCAUAUCGAAUUCUCCAUACUACCAUGCGUUGGACCUGAUCCGCAGCCCUCUUAUGGUUGGAUUAUCACAAUCAGAUCCGCGUAGGUUGCCACGUGUGUACAAGUCUGUUGUUGACAGCGCGUAUGCCGCGGAACACAUCAGCGCACAUCUGGGCAGAGUCGUUCAACAGAUCUCACAUCGCUUUCCACGAAUGGAUGUCCUUGAUCUGACCUUUGCGGAGUGGACAUUUACCGAAAACGCACUUGAAGGCCUGCGCGGCUCAUUCUCGUCAUACAAUCUGAUGGCGUCGGAGAAGCCCCAAAACUUGCUGCAUCGUUGCCCAGAUCUGCAUGGUAACAAGAAGGUGUCUUCCGUAAACUUCGAUUUCGAUGCGAUGGAAGAUGAGAUGGAUCUAGGUGAUACGGUCGGUACUUACGACUUGGUCAUCCUAUCAACCGUUGUAUUCUCCAUGUUCAACGCCGGCCAAGCAGAAAUCAUUCGAAUGAUCAGAAGGCUGAUGAGGAUGAGAGGCUUCAUCAUCAUAGUCGACGCACUGCCUGUAUCGACACUUGAGCGCAUGGUUGGCCUAGAGCGGGGGCGAUUAAGGCAGCUCAUCUCGGAUGUGUGGCAACCCUUUGAUGCUCAAUCACUGCACAACGACUUGUUUUUGCCAGAAACUGAGAACUCCACACAAACCUUCUCUUCUGGUUGGUCGAUAACUGUACGACAAGCAAGUGGACAUCUUCCGAUGCUCGAUGACAGCAAAUCCAGCGAGUCGAUACUCCUGGUCGGCCCAGGUUCAUCAAUAAUCGUGGGUAGUCGACUGUCUGAUUUCUGUGAGGAACACGGAUUACUCCCAAACUGGGCGAUUCUCCCUCCCAUUGGUGAGGUAGAGGAUGUUACGCCAGAUGUAGCGUCCAAGGCCACUGUUGUCAUAAUGCUUUCGGAUUUGUACGCGCCGGUCUGCACGAAUAUGACUGAGGGCGGCUUGAACUCGCUCAAGUCCCUCAUGCAGCCUGGAAAGACCAUCAUGUGGGUGACGACUGGCGCGCAAAACAGCCCGGAGACAGCGGCAUCCCUCGGCCUGACAAGAACUUUGAAGGCGGAGAACCCAAACCUGAUUUUGCAGGUCCUCAACUUCUAUGAUACCGACAAACACACAGUGGGCACGAUUAUAGACCGACUGAUGCAACUCAUUCAGUACCGGGAUCAUCUCCAGCCCGCGGAGAGCCUGAAGGAGAGGAUGCUUUUCACGCUCGAGCCUGAAAUCCACUUCCAUGGAACCGAACGGGGUGUGCCCCGCGUGCUUCCGUACAAACCGGCGAUCGAGCGUCUGAACUCCAGUCGAAGAGAAGUGUUCAGGACGUACAAUAGCCUCGAAACCUGUCUGUCUAUCGGUAGUGCCCGAGGCAACGACGGUGUAACUCGGGUUGAGGUUUACCGCUCGGAGGAUCCGAUGAGAGGUCUUGCCGGAGAUUCAGAAGUUGAGAUUGUGGAUGUCGAGUUCACCUCGCUGUAUCCUCUUUUGACCAGGGGCGAAACGCAGCUGCACCUGUCCAUAGGCCUUUACGCCAGCACUCGCCGUCCAGUUGCAGCUUUGGCCCCCCAUGCAGCCUCGAAAAUCCUGGUCUCGGAUACCGUUGAGCUGGGUGAUCAUGUGGAUCGACGAGUGCUCGUAUCGUGGUUGGCGCCGAUGAUCUCCGCCGCUGCCAUAGGUGUCUGGGCCCGUCCUGGUGACGUGGUCUUCGUCGAACCAGAUCCAAUAUUCUUUCGCUGUGCGCGGGAGGUUCUGGCGACAAAGGGAUUUACGGUCCAUGCCUUGACGAGCGACACGGAUCUGGCCAACGAGCAUGCCGACGUCAAGUACAUUCACCCACUGAGCAACGGCCGGCAGCUGAUCAAGCUCAUCCCACGCACGCACCCAACCGUUAUCAACUUCCAACCCGAAGGGAAGGACUUGUCAAAACUCAUCCGAAGCCUCUCAAACCACUUCGAGUAUGAGCAGUGGCCACCUUCUUCGACAGCCCGUGGUGCCCUAAGAUCAGCAACGACGGGGCCAGAGCUUGCCAACUUACUGGUUAAAUGCAUCAAUAUGACAGGUCCCAAUCCAUUACCGGGCAGGCCUUCCACCUUCGUAACCCCAUCAAGCCUCCAUGGAAUGAGCGAACCGAGGCCGGCUUUCACAAUUGUGGACUGGAUGUCCGAGCGCUACGUUUCUGUUCCAGUCAAAGCCCUGGUGGAGACCCGGUUAUUAAGCCCUGACAAGACUUACAUCCUCGUUGGCAUGACCCGUGAUUUUGGCCAGAGUGUGUGUCGGCUGUUCAUCAACUACGGGGCACGAAAUAUUGUCGUGGCCAGCCGCAGCAAGCCGAAGGGUACUCCAAACUGGAUCGCUGAGCUGAACGCGGACGGGGCCAACAUUCACGCCAGACAAUGUGACGCCACCGACAUAGAGAGCGUUAAAGCCUUGGGGCAGAGCCUUCACAAUGUUGGAGGUAUAGUCAACGGUGCCAUGGUCCUGGACGAUAGGAGUUUCUCCCAAAUGGACAUCGAGACUUGGACACGCGUCAUGCGACCCAAGACGCUCGGGUCCAGCAACCUUGACAAGGUCUUCAACCAGAAGGACCUGGAGUUCUUCAUCAUGACCUCCUCAUUCGCAGCCAUCGGCGGACACGCGGGUCAGUCUAACUACGCCGCCGCAAACAUGUUCAUGAACGGCCUGGCUGCCAACCGACGACAGCGCGGGCUCGCCGGAUCAGUGCUGAACAUCGGCGUCAUCUACGGCAUCGGCCUCUUGGCGCGCGAGCAGCGGAACCAGGUUUAUCACAGCCUGGAGAGAGAAGGUUAUCCGCCCAUCUCCGAGCGCGACAUCCAUCACAUGUUCCUCGAGGCAAUCGUCGCCGGUCGGCCCGUGCCUGGGCAGAUCGUGGACUUGACUACUGGCCUGGCGCGGUACCGAGUCAAUGACCCAAACCCGCUGCACUGGCACCGUGACGCGCGCUUUUCUCAUUUCACCGUCGACGAGGACACCGAUGAGACAGGGGCACAGCAGGGCGGCGGCGCGGUCGACAACCUCAAGGAGCUGAUCGGUUCGGCGGAUUCGGCUCAGGUGGUCUUGGACUUACUGGUCGAGCAUCUUUGCGCCAAUCUACAGACCACCCUCCAACUUCCACAGGGUGGCGUGGCUGCCGAUAGCCAUAUUAUUGAACUCGGCGUGGACUCGCUGAUGGCGGUUGAGAUCCGGAAUUGGUUCUACAAGAAAGUGGGAAGCGAUGUUCCGGUCAUGAGGAUCCUCCAGCCCCAGAGCAUUUCAGAGUUGUGUCUUGAUGUUGCCAACAAGAUCGUCGCCGAGAGGGGUUGA